Molecule: messenger RNA, 567 nt
Organism: Athalia rosae (coleseed sawfly)
Lineage: Eukaryota; Metazoa; Arthropoda; Insecta; Hymenoptera; Athaliidae
Product: ferritin-1 heavy chain-like
Exons: 2
Biological process (GO): intracellular iron ion homeostasis; iron ion transport
Cellular component (GO): cytoplasm
Molecular function (GO): ferrous iron binding; ferric iron binding
Source: RefSeq, a predicted model, not a curated record
AAAAUUGAGUACCAACUAGUAAUAUUUGCCCAGGCUGGCUAUUUUGGCCGUGUGGAUGUAGCUUUACCAGGAUGUGAGUCAUUCUUCCUACAAAUGCACCAUGAGGAACAUGGACAUGCGUUGAGAUUUCUCAACUAUAUUAAAAUGCGAGGUGGAUUAGUUAAUUUGUGUUCUCUUAACCCGCCGAAAAAUCAAGAUUGGAGAUGUCCUCUGAACGCAUUCAAGGCAGCAUUACAGCUAGAGAUUGAAGUCGCUGAAAGUAUGGUUGAAACAAAUUGCAUUGCUGAAAAGCACAAGGAUCUAAAUGCAAGUGAUUUUAUUGUAACCGGUUUUCUGGAGGACCAAAUGGAGAGCAUUAAUCAAAUUGCAAGGCUUCUCACUGUACUCUCUGGUAUCGGAGACCAAGCGCUUGGAAGAUUCAUAUUCGAUAAAAACUUGCUUGAUCACUAUGUUUUGCCUGAGUUUAAUAUCCUCAAAAAAAAAGAAAAAUGACACUUAAUAACAUGGAUUUGCAGUUUCGAUUUCAUUUAAAAUGUAAAAUGUGCAAAUAUGUGAGUAUAAUAUAUC